Messenger RNA from Danaus chrysippus (African queen), 1719 nucleotides. The record is from the annotation of a GenBank genome assembly. NCBI's taxonomy places the organism in Eukaryota, Metazoa, Arthropoda, Insecta, Lepidoptera, Nymphalidae.
AUGGACACAUCCAGAGAUAUGUCCUCUAUUAGCAGUUUACCGAACGAGCUAAUAACAUUAAUAUUAAUAAAUAAUGAACCUAAAGAAAUACUGAAUUUUGGUGCAACAUGUAAAAAAUUCAAUGAAAUCGUAAAUAACAAUGAGUACCUUUGGAGGGUUAAAUAUUCCGAAACUGUACCAAGAAGAUUUAUCAAAAGUCUAUUCGAUGGUACCAUGUUACAAGAAGUCAAAAAUGUCUACAAAAUCAGAAGAAAGAUAGAAGAUGAACUGAAAGCGAUGUCACCUAAAUAUUAUGUGCAAGUCAAUGAAGUGUCGGUAGAACAUGUAAGAAACUUCUAUGCGAUUGCAACUGAAAGUCAUCACAGCUUCUAUUACACAAUUUUUAUUCUACAAGAUAUUGUAGAUAAGUCUAGAAGAAUACUUCAAAACUUUGAGUGUGUUAAUCCAAUAAACAACUUGACUGGCAUAUACUAUGCCAAAAUUGUUCUUCGUCACUUGAUACAUAUGUUCUUAUCAAUAAAGUGGGUGAGGGAAUUAAAGAGAGAUAAUUUGACUCCUCAAGUCGUUUUAAUGUUCUUCCUGCAGUGGAUUGAUUGUGAUCAUUUGUACUCUGAUGGAGAAGUUUACUAUCAGAUACAUACUUUAGUUGAGAAAGUUAAAAAUAUUCUGGAUAAAGUUUGUCCGAGCGGCAGUGGUGAUAAUUAUAAAGAACUCGGCGAAAGGGAAAUUCUGAGAGCCAUAACACAUGUAAUUUAUAAACAGGAGAACUUUUCAAUAGCUGAAAGUGUAAAAAUUUACAAUUUCAAUAUUGUAAAGGUCAUAGAAGAGGGUGACGGAGAAGCAGUAGUAUAUUCAGCAAUUUAUCAGGCUGUAGCAAGAUAUUUUGGUAUAGAAUGUGAGAUGGUAGCAUUUCCUAACCACUUGUUCCUGACUUGGCGCGAUAAAGAGAAUUCAUAUAGAGAAUAUACUAUUGAUCUCCUCACUGGCCAAUUAAAACCUAAAGGGAAAUGUCCAUAUAGCCAGAAAAUGACUUUUGGCUAUGGACCGGACCCUUUGAUACAUUAUCUACUAUCAUUGUAUAUGACUUCGAAAGGAUCUUACAGAGAUAGUGGCUCCCAAAAUGCGAUUCAUAUCUUGGAUUUCCUGUCAUAUCGCAGAAUUCAUAGAACAAGGAAUCCAUAUGAAAAUUUCUAUAACUAUUUGAUGGUUAACAUUAAUGAGCAGGAAAUUAGUUCACCUUUGCACAUGGCAUAUCUAAGCGACUCCCAAUUAAAUAUGAUUCGUACUUUAGGGAAUUUAAACCCCGCCACAGAAAAUGUUAUAAGAAAUAUUGUUCCAAAGAAACAUCCAUCAACAGUUAUAUAUGCUGUUGGUAUGUUGUGUUAUCACGAGUUAUAUAACUAUAUGUGUAUAAUUGUUGGAUGGGAAGAAGAUUGUUCUAAAGCAGUACCUCCUAUAGAGGGAGUGCAACCUUGUUAUAGAGUCAUAGCUGGCGAUCAAUCCAUAAGAUAUGUUGCUCAAGCACAUUUAAAGCCAGUGACCACGCCAUUCAGGAUCCCAAGUCUAGAGGAAGAUAUAUCCACUGAUUUCACACACUUCGACGGUUAUACUUACGUGCUUAACGAAAUGAAGAAAAUUGAAUAUCCUGAUGAAGAAAAAGUGGUCGAAUCAUACAAAGGGAUUCUUGUUAAAGCCAAUGUUGGCGAUGCUUACGGAUAG